Chiloscyllium plagiosum (whitespotted bambooshark) is the source of this 3469-nucleotide messenger RNA. The record is from RefSeq and is a predicted model, not a curated record. Lineage: Eukaryota; Metazoa; Chordata; Chondrichthyes; Orectolobiformes; Hemiscylliidae.
AAGGAAAGAAGACUUGCAACAAUUUGUGCAUUAUUGUCCAUCAGUUAACAAGUGCAUUAAGUCUUUAUCUGUUUGUUUUUAAGUGUUUGAUUUCCACCAAGCUGCUGAUGGUGCUCAGGAGCAGCAGAGGCAACAGCAAGCAGGAAAAACUUUGGGCACCACAAAGAAGGGGAUCGGACCGGUUUAUUCUUCAAAAGCAUCUCGAAGUGGGCUUAGGAUAUGUGAUCUUCUGACUGAUUUUGAUUCCUUUUCAGAAAGGUUUAAAGUCUUGGCAAAUCAGCACAUGUCAAUGUAUCCAAAUCUGGAAGUUGAUGUGGAAGGGGAACUGGAAAAGCUUCAGGGAUACGUGGAGAGAAUCAAACCUAUGGUAAGAGAUGGCGUUUACUUCAUGUAUGAAGCUUUACAUGGUCCAGAAAAGAAGAUCUUAGUUGAAGGAGCCAAUGCAGCAUUGUUGGAUAUCGAUUUUGGUACUUAUCCUUUUGUGACUUCAUCAAAUUGCACAGUGGGUGGUGUGUGCACAGGUCUGGGAAUCCCUCCUCAGAAUGUAGGAGAAGUAUACGGAGUGGUGAAAGCCUAUACAACAAGGGUUGGAAUUGGUGCAUUUCCGACGGAACAAGAUAACGAUAUUGGUGAAUUGCUACAGUCUCGAGGAUCAGAAAUAGGGGUCACCACAGGUCGACGGAGGAGGUGUGGCUGGCUGGAUCUUGUCUUGCUCAAGUAUGCUCACAUGAUCAAUGGAUUUACUGCUUUAGCACUAACCAAAUUGGACAUCCUGGACGUAUUCGCAGAGAUUAAAGUCGGAGUUGCCUACAAGGUUGAUGAGAAAGUAAUACCUCAUUUUCCGGCUAACCAAGAGGUCUUGAACAAGGUGGAAGUUCAAUACGUGUCUCUACCUGGCUGGAACACCAACACAGCACAAUCAAGAACAUUUGAAGAUCUGCCCACAAAUGCACAGAACUAUGUCCGGUUCGUUGAAGGACAUCUUGGUGUGCCAGUUAAAUGGAUUGGGAUUGGCAAGUCAAGAGAAUCGAUGAUUCAGCUAUUUUAGAAUUGGUGUUGCCAAGAAGAGCCCCAGAGUUAACUUCAAGUUGAUCUUGGGAAAUGUUGCAUCUUCAAAUACCAAAAUUAGUAUUCUUUUUAUCUGACAGAAAUAUAGGGAUGCACAAGCUCUGUGUUUGGAUGGGGGAAGAAUGUGGGAGUUCAUUUAAAAAAAAAAUGACUUGUUGAAAUUCUGUUCAACGUUCAGAAAAUGUACACUCUUCAUUUUAUUCAGGGAUGGUUUAGUAAGCUGCUGUUAAUAAGUAUUAAGAUUUCAUUGCUCUGACACCGUUGAGCUUCAGUAUAACCUACUGACACUUCUUUGAUUUUUAGAUGUAUAUUGGGUUUUUUAAGAUCUAGCCAAAAUUGCUGAUUUUUUUAAAAAAAGAUUGAUGACAUAGGUGAAUAAAAUAAAAUGAAAGAUUAUUCCUUAUACUCUUUAAGAAUGUGGUUCUGGUUUCUCAGUGAGGCGGACUGACUUUCCUUUCCUAUGUGCUAUAGUUGCUCUAUUGACGGGGCAAGACCUUUGACCUUUUGCAGUGGGUAAUGGUGCAAAUAUUUUGUUACGUGUAACACAAAUUGCAAUAAUUUUCGCAUUAUAGGCAGCCCAUGCAAUUGUGUAUUGGAACAUCAAUACAUGUGAGCAGAAGAUUGAUAAUUUGUUUGUCAGAUUUUUGCUGAUGCUCAUAUUCUAGUAGUUAUUAAAAAUGAAAUUUAUUCCAUCAAACUUUAUUUCUCCACAAAGGUAACUGAGCCUCCCCCUCACCACUGUAUAAUACUAACCAGGGAGGAUUUACAUAAUAUAUAUUAAAUUGAGGUUAUCUGUGUCAUCCAUGGGAGGUUCAACUGAAUUUUGUUUAUUAUGUUGCUGACACCAGCAGCUAUGACAGAUUCUGUCAAACAGUGUGAAGAAUGAUUUUCUAUAAAGGGAUUAAUAGAUGCAGCAUAAACUGUUUUAACAGUUGAUUACCUGUAACAAUACUACUGUUACUUAAAAUUUUAACAACAACAAUGUAUCAGAAGUUUCAAGAUUUAAAAAGGGUUGAAGUGGUGGAGCUAUUUCUAAAGAUACAAGAGAGAUGUAUCUGUGGAGAGAUUUCACCUCAAAUGAUGGUCUGCCUACUAUGUCCUAUACAGUAAUCACUCAGCAACUUUCAUCCCCUAUUGGUUGGAGUCUUUCUGAUGUCUAAGUCCUAUUAUGUGGUGAUGAGAAACUCUAUAUGCUGACAGUGACCAAUUUCUGAGCUGUAAAUCUUGGUGUUUUUAAACUCACAUGGGAAAGUGAAAUAAAAGGAGAGUGGAAACGUGAUUUGAAAUUCAAUGCAGAGUUUAACCAAGAGCUAGAGAAAAGAAAUAGUUGACAAUUCAAUAUUGUUGCCUCACUUAAAAUUUUAUUAUUAAUCAUUUCUGAAAUAUGAUCCCCUUUUGCAUGGACAAAUCCCUCAUAAAUGUUGAAUAUUUGAAUGCUUCAGGAGAGUCCCAAAUUAAUGUGGGCCUUUUUUUUCCCUACAGUCUAUAACUGAUUUGCUUUCCAGCCUUAUGCUGUUGUCCAUUUUGGGUCAUUAACUCUUUUUGCUCAGAGUUUACUGUUGACCUACAACAGCUUAGAAUUGUUACAAUUGGUAGAAUUUUACAACCAGCUUUUUGAAGGAGUUGGCCACUUAGUCUAAUUCCCCAUAGCUUUUUAUAUUUUUAUUGAAUAUUUUCUGGUCCUUUUUAAAAAUUAUUUGUUCAAAAUCAAGUAGACUAUUUCAUGUCUUAAUAGGCUUAUUUUGUAUAGUUUUAAAAAUUACAUAAAAGUUUAACCUCUCCGAGCACUGGCAGUCUCACAGUAGAACAUUUCAGUACUUGUUCAUAACAUUGGGCUGAGUACAUAUCGCUACUCUUCUAGCAUUGAACAAACUGGUAUCCUUCAAGGUAAAAAUACUGGACCUUCAAGUAAUGGUUCAUUGGCUUCUUCCAGCCUGUGGAGCAUUUUCAAUUCAGUUAAACUUCAUCCAGUGAAACCCAGCACUUGUCAGUGUACUUCCGUGAAGAUAAUUGGGAGACUUCUAAUUGAUUUGUCAUAUUUACACCAGAGAUGAAUGCAAAUUUGCACAGUUUAUUUGCUACUUUAACUAUUCUCUAAAGAUUCUGUUUUCCUAUGUUUCUGCCUACAGAAUUUUUCUUUAAAAGAAUGUCAGUCACUUUGUUGUACUGUAAAUUCAUAAUGUGGCUGGUGUGCAAGAUAUUUUCUUGGGGUUGGAGAGGGCACAAUUACAGAGAGGAUUCAUGUAUAUUGUGCAUGGAUGAUUAAUUUGUAUGUGUACAGGCUGUAAGUGUUUUACUUUGUAAAUUAUGCAACUCUUGACUUUUUAAACACAUAACUAUUGAAACUCCAGGUGGGCUGGUAAACUUAUCCUCAGAAAAUAAAUUCUGCAAUGACCCUCUA